This is a messenger RNA of Caenorhabditis remanei, 360 nucleotides long. RefSeq lists its product as uncharacterized. The coding region runs from base 1 to 360 and encodes 119 amino acids. The record is from RefSeq and is a predicted model, not a curated record. Lineage: Eukaryota; Metazoa; Nematoda; Chromadorea; Rhabditida; Rhabditidae. The transcript has a single exon.
AUGGCAGAUCGGACACUAAUAUUUCCAAAAACGAAAUUUCAGACAUCCGCAGUCGAAAUCGCUGAGAGCUGCUCCGAUAAGCUAUUGUACUCUGGAAAAGAAAAACUUGAAAUGCUUUGGGAGGACCCAACUACCUUCGAAUUUUCCAGAAACAAAAUGUUCGAGUGUGUUGCCACCGAACUCUACGGUAAUCCUGCAUGCUCAAUCGGAAGAAUUGUUAGCCUGUAUCAUGCUGGAAAUGCUGGAAUUGAUUGGAUGCUCCAGGCAUCAAGAUUCUACCCUGGAUUCAGUCAGUCUGGUGUGUACACUGGUCCACCACUGGAUUUGAAGUUCAACGCUGAUAAGUAUUGUGAUAAUUGA